CACCUUGUCUCUCAAAUGUAACAUAUAUACAUCCACACGUAUGGCAUCUCUAAUCCCUGUGUUUUCCAAUCCAAGCAUGGAAGAAGCCAACGCCACCAGUUCAGAGGCUCAAAGGUAUGCUGUAGUUACUGGGGGCAACAAGGGGAUUGGGCUGGAGAUAUGCCGGCAGCUAGCGUCGGAAGGGGUCGUCGUCGUGUUGACGGCAAGAGAUGAGAGGAAGGGUGCCAGAGCUGUCGAAGAUUUUAAGGCUUCUGGGCUGUCGAAUGUGGUUCCCCAUCAGCUCGAUGUCAAUGAUGCAGCUAGCAUCGCCUCCCUAGCACGAUUCCUGCACACCGAGUUUGGAAAACUCGAUAUCUUAGUCAAUAACGCAGCCGAAAGUGGACUUCUUAUGGACGAGGAAGCAUUCAAAGCCUAUACUCUUGCGGGUGGCGUUGUGAACGAUGAGAAUGCCGAAUUGGUGAACAGAUUCUCGGUGCAGACAUAUGACAAGGCAACAGAUUGUCUUAAAACCAAUUACUAUGGAACAAAAGCAGUGAGUGAAGCUCUACUUCCUCUCCUCGAACUCUCCGAAUCACCCAGAAUAGUCAAUGUCUCCUCGUGUUUCGGACUGUUGAGGCUCAUCGGGAACGAGAGGGUUCGAGCAGAGCUCGAAGAUGUCGACAGCCUAAGUGAAGACACCAUAGACAGGAUCCUGCAGAUGUUUCUCGGGGACUUUAAGGAAGACAAGCUGCAGGCCAACGGUUGGCCGACCACAGCAUCGGCCUACAGGAUGUCUAAAGUCGCCCUGAACGCGUAUACGAGGGUCCUGGCGAGGAGAUUCGAUCGUUUUCGGGUUAACUGUGUCCAUCCCGGCUUUGUCAAGACUGAUUUGUCGCACAACACGGGGAAUCUGACGGCGGAAGAAGGCGCGAGAGGUCCGGUGAUGCUGGCGUUGUUGCCUGAUGAUGGGCCUUCUGGCCUCUACUUCGACGAGAUGCAUGCAUCUUCCUUCCAAUGACAUUAUGCAUGAUUGCGCGGAGGCGGAGAUAUGUGUUAUCUGGGGCGAUACACAAAUUAUCUAGUAUUUGGACUUAAUUAUGGUCUUAUUAUUACUUGUAUCAGCUACAUUUAGAACAUAAUUUCAUUAAGGAUAGAUAUAUUGUUAUGUUAA
Molecule: messenger RNA, 1150 nt
Organism: Diospyros lotus (date-plum)
Lineage: Eukaryota; Viridiplantae; Streptophyta; Magnoliopsida; Ericales; Ebenaceae
Product: salutaridine reductase-like
Exons: 5
Coding region: 41-997 (318 amino acids)
Cellular component (GO): membrane
Source: RefSeq, a predicted model, not a curated record